AUGGAACAUAAGCUGAGGAAACUGAUGCAUGGGAAAGCACUGCUUUUAAUUAUCGUCCUUGGAAUAGGAGGAUCAUUUCAGCAUGGAUAUCAAAUCACGGUUAUCAGCUCACCCUCAAUGUAUAUUAAAGAUUUUAUUAAUAAGACCUGGGAGGAGCGCUAUGAGCAGCCGAUCAAGGACGGUGUCGCCACGUUCCUCUGGUCGUCCGUUGUCGGCUUUUAUGGUCUGGGUGGCUUUGCUGGAAGUCUGAGUGUCAGUUUUAUAACAGCCAAAUUUGGAAGAAAGAGAGCCAUGAUUUGGAAUAAUGUCAUAAGCAUCACUGCGGCUAUAUUUAUGUUGACAAGUAAAACCGCAAAAUCUUUUGAAAUGGUUUUCAUUGCGAGAUUCUUAUAUGGAUUAUCGGCAGGGUUGGGUGUCAAUGUUCAAUCAAUAUAUCUGGGUGAGAGCUGCCUGAAGGAAGUGAGAGGAAUGGUGAUUCUGACGGCAGCCACCUUCUUCUCAAUGGGCAAAUUCUGUGGACAGUUUAUUGGCCUGGGGGAGCUUCUGGGACGUGAGCAUCUAUGGCACAUCCUGCUCAGCUUCAGCUCAUGUUUCGCAGUGGUUCACCUGCUUCUGUUGCCGUUCCUCCCAGAGGCACCAAGAUACCUAGUGAUUGAGAGGAAUGAUAAGGAACUGUGCAGGAAAGCCCUUCAGUCGCUCUGGGGUGAAGGCAACUACAAAGUGGAGAUUGAGGAGAUGUUGCUAGAGCAGGCUGCCAUAAGAGGAAAGCACACCAAAAACAUGUUGGAACUACUGAGGGACAGAAGUGUGCGCUGGCAGGUCAUCACUGUGGUGGUCAUCAGCAUCUCCAUGCAUCUCUCCGGCAGCUCUGUGGUCAAUGUGUUUACCUUCAGCAUCUUCACGGAGGCCGGUGUCCCACUGGACAAGAUACCCUAUGUCACUCUGGGCCUGGGAAUCUCUGAAGUCACCACCUCUGUCACAUGUGGUUUUCUCAUUGAGAACAUGGGGAGGAGGGCCUUGCUUUGGAGAGCUUUUGGGUCACUGUCUGUAAUCAUGGCCCUCAUCACAGUCACGCUAACUUUCAAGGACAGCACAUAUUGGAUCCCGUACUGCACAGUUGCCUUGGUAUUUCUUUUUGUCAUAUUUCAUGGUGGUGGAGCAGCUGGAGUGGUUAUACCCUUUAUUCACGAAAGUUUUGUGCAGUCCCAUCGACCUGCCGCCUUCGCCCUCGUUGGGUGUCUCCGCUGGUUUGAAUUCUGGGUCAUAGGAACAGUCUUCCCGUUCUUGCUUGUGAGUUUCAUUCCAUCCUACUAUUCUCUGAGGGUGCCUUUAUGUGGAGCAGCUCUAGUAACUUCCAUGGAUUUUCCACGCUAUUUCUGCAGCUUGGUGGAUGACGAAGCAAUCUCAGUCAUGUGUCUUUCUUCUGGGUAUUAUAACACUUUAACCACUAGCUAACCUCUCGUGAAAUAUUAGCUUGUAAUUAGUUACCAGUCACAUCAGUGCGCCUGUUAAUUAGGUACCAGGCAGAUCAAUGUUCCUGGCUCUGGACCACCGUGAGCCUGACCUGGACAAGCAGUUGAACAGUAGUGAGUAAAGUGUCGUACAUACAAUUAGUAACUCACUGCUUUUUUUUUCCAGAACUUUCUGAAGUCUUUCUGCUUUGUACUCAGUGUCGCCACUUGUCUGGCGGCUGCACUCUU
Messenger RNA from Scleropages formosus (Asian bonytongue), 1700 nucleotides. It is a transcript of the gene slc2a9l1, whose product is annotated as solute carrier family 2 member 9, like 1. Gene Ontology annotation, cellular component: plasma membrane. The coding region runs from base 1 to 1455 and encodes 484 amino acids. The record is from RefSeq and is a predicted model, not a curated record. NCBI's taxonomy places the organism in Eukaryota, Metazoa, Chordata, Actinopteri, Osteoglossiformes, Osteoglossidae. Gene Ontology annotation, molecular function: D-glucose transmembrane transporter activity. The transcript has 11 exons. Gene Ontology annotation, biological process: dehydroascorbic acid transport.